AUGACCACGUGGAUGGCGCUAUUCGGGCUAGUGUGGCUGCUGCGCGUGCGCGGCUCGCUGUGCGGCUGCGCGGCCUGCAAGCGUGCGCGUCACGAACACGAGGCACAGUGCGAACCCAGCCCGCGCACGCCUAGCCCCGAGGAACGAGCCCCUUUUGAUGUAAUCACGUUGCAACACUACACGCGUGAUGUCACUGUUCAGACUGACUUCGACGAUGAAGAGGUGGAGGAUCUCGAUAAAAUCGAGUUACAGAUUACAGAAGAUACAAACGUCGGUAACUACGAGGGUGGGAGGGAGCAGACUGUGCACAGUCCGGGGAGCGGACGACGGGAAACAGGAAGCUACCAGUACCCAUCGGAUUCCGAUACCGACUCUGUUUGGGAGACAGCUGAUGUGACAUUGGAAAGGGGUGCGAGCGGGCUUGGAUUAAGUAUAGCAGGCGGGGAGACUGGAGGUGACGUCAGCAUAACAAGAUUGGCAGCGGGAGGCGCCGCACAAAAAGACGGAAGACUGCAAAUCGGCGAUAUUUUGUUACAAGUGAACGACAUCUCAGUAGAAGAAGCGCCUCAUUCAGUAGCUGUGGAUGCUCUUCAGAAAGCAGGCAACAUCGUUAGAUUACGCGUACGGCGUGCUCGACGGCCCAGAGUGGUCACCUUGUGGCGAGGCGUUCGCGGGCUCGGGCUGGGCAUCGCUGGUGGAGCCGAUGAUGCAGCAGGUGGUGGAGGCAUAUUUGUAUCGCAUAUAGCUGUCGGUGGGGCCGCUCAUCAUGACGGAAGAUUGAGACUAGGGGAUAAAAUUUUAGCUGUGAGAGAUAAAGACGGUAUAGAAACAUCGCUAGUAGGUGCAACACAUGCUCAAGCAGUAUCAGCGCUAAGAAGUACCGGAGAUCAAGUGACACUUAUUGUGUUAUCUGCCGGCUCCGUGCCGCCAGUUGCCAAAACCGCUCCGCUGUAUUCUACUAAAACGCAGGCGACAUCUUGUUCUACGCUACACGAGUUACUAGAAGAAGAGCCCAGUGACAUACCGAGAUGUGUCCGAAUGGUGCGGCUCGUGCGCUCUGGGUCCCGUCUGGGCAUGGACAUAGUGGGUGGACUAGGUGGGGAGGCCGAGGGUAGUACAGAAGAGGAUGCCUGCGGUGUCUUCGUGUCAGGAGUUUCAGUUGGCGGUGCAGCCUAUGGCAUGCUACAUAGAGGAGACAGAAUACUCAGUGUUGAUGGCAGAGAUCUUACGAGGGCUACUCAUGAGCAAGCAGCAGCAGCAUUGAAGCAGUACUCCGGUACGGCAGUAACGAUAGCUGCACAGUAUCAGCCUGAAAAAUACGAACGACUGCGAGCUCGAAUCCGAGCGAUCAACGCGGCAGCAGCAAUGUCGCCGCAUGCAAGACAUGCUGUACAUCCUGACCUACACGCUAUGUACCCAAGGUGUGAGACACGUGGCAGGUGUUUCAUCAACCUGUUAAAGGAUAAAUUUGGAGAACAUGAAAAUGAUAUUUCGGAUACGUAA
Molecule: messenger RNA, 1503 nt
Organism: Arctia plantaginis
Lineage: Eukaryota; Metazoa; Arthropoda; Insecta; Lepidoptera; Erebidae
Source: the annotation of a GenBank genome assembly